Octodon degus (degu) is the source of this 494-nucleotide messenger RNA. RefSeq names its product guanylate-binding protein 6-like. NCBI's taxonomy places the organism in Eukaryota, Metazoa, Chordata, Mammalia, Rodentia, Octodontidae. Gene Ontology annotation, molecular function: GTPase activity; GTP binding. Gene Ontology annotation, biological process: defense response to Gram-positive bacterium; defense response to protozoan. The transcript has 2 exons. The record is from RefSeq and is a predicted model, not a curated record. The annotation marks the transcript as partial.
GUCUGGGGGCUCUGGUUGAGACCUACUUGAAGGCCAUCAACAGUGGGGAAGUGCCUUGCUUGGAGAACUCGGUGAACACUCUGGCCCAGCAGGAGAACACAGCGGCUGUGCAGAAGGCAGCCACCUACUACAGAGAGCAGAUGGCCCAGCGAGUGCGGCUCCCCACAGACACGCUGGAGGAGCUGCUGGACGUGCACAUGGCCUGCAAGGAGGAAGCCCUCACAGUCUUCUUGGAGCGUUCCUUCAAGGAUGAAGAUUGCGAAUUUGAGAAGCAGCUACUGAGAAUUAUAAAGCAUGAAAAGAAGGAUUUCUUGGUAAAGAAUGAAAAAGAAUCAGAGCAAUACUGCCAGGAAAAACUGGAUCAACUUUCAAAACCAUUAAUGGAAAGCAUUUCAGAAGGGAUUUUCUAUGUUCCUGGAGGGCACCAGCUAUAUAAGGAAAUGAGGCAAAGAAUUGAGGAGGACUACAGGCAACUGCCCAGGAAAGGAGUCAAG